GCGUCUACUUCCGAGUCGCGCCGACGUAACGCGAGCGGCAUGAACACGUGACUUCGGCACGGCAGCGAGUUACGUUCUGCGCGAUUCGAAUCGUUCUCGAGACAAAAUGAUGUCCCUUUCGAUGCGCGUGGGGGUUUGCUCGCUGGCGGUGACCGCCGCGAGGCUUUGCAGCACCGGCAACAGCAAGCCGACGGUCUACUUCGACAUUUCGGCCGACAAGGAGCCGCUUGGCAGGGUCACCUUCGAGCUCAACGCUGAAGUUGUGCCCAAAACUGCAGAAAACUUCCGGGCCCUGUGCACGGGGGAGCACGGCUUCGGCUACAAGGGCUCCACGUUCCACCGCGUCAUCCCGCAGUUCAUGUGCCAGGGUGGCGAUUUCACAAACCACAACGGAACCGGUGGGAAGUCCAUUUACGGAUGGAAGUUUCCAGAUGAAAACUUCAAACUGAAGCACACCGGACCUGGCAUCUUGUCAAUGGCCAACGCAGGACCCAACACAAAUGGAUCCCAGUUUUUCAUCUGCACCAGUAAGACGGAAUGGCUGGAUGGCAGACACGUGGUGUUCGGCAGCGUGAAGGCGGGACUGGACGUGGUGAAGAAAGUGGAAUCUUUCGGCUCGCGGUCGGGACACACAUCCAAGAAGAUCACCAUCACGGACUGCGGCGAGCUCAAGUAGUCUGCUGUCAAAAUUCCCGACGGGAAGCCCUCCGGUCGGGCGUUUCCCUUUUUUGAUCGGCCAACCGCUAGACGCACUCGAACGUCUCACUGUGAAAUGUGAACUUGAGCCAUUAUGUCAUCUGACUUGGAAAAGGGGUUUUUUUUUUAAAUUUUCCAUCAAUAAAGGGGAUUUUUUUUUUUUUUUUUUCAAGGUGGUUGUCGUUCACCAUCAAUAUUUUUGUAAGAAAACUGCAGAGAUGCACGCAGGUCGGACACGGCGUCUUGCUCCAGACGUGAAGGCCAAUCGCGUUAUUAGAAAUCUCACCGAUUCCUUUCCAGCACAUCGGUGGGAAAGAUGACUGCAAAUGUCGUUGGCGUUACACGUUACCCAGUUCGAAAUCCAACAGUUACUAUUUGUUACUUUCUCUCGCGUAACAACGACAUUUGAUUAAAUCUGAAUGAAUGCAUUUCAAUUAAUAAAAAAAAAAAAGAUAUGUGUCAAAAAGCCAAAUAAUCGGUGCCCAGAAUCGUUCUGUUCCAAAAGUUGAGAGCGUGACGGAUGAAACUGUUUGGCAGUCUUGAGCGUUGAGUUUGUG
Molecule: messenger RNA, 1253 nt
Organism: Syngnathoides biaculeatus (alligator pipefish)
Lineage: Eukaryota; Metazoa; Chordata; Actinopteri; Syngnathiformes; Syngnathidae
Gene: ppifb
Product: peptidylprolyl isomerase Fb
Exons: 6
Coding region: 107-676 (189 amino acids)
Biological process (GO): cellular response to hydrogen peroxide; regulation of mitochondrial membrane permeability involved in programmed necrotic cell death; protein folding
Cellular component (GO): mitochondrion
Molecular function (GO): peptidyl-prolyl cis-trans isomerase activity
Source: RefSeq, a predicted model, not a curated record